Messenger RNA from Acomys russatus (golden spiny mouse), 824 nucleotides. RefSeq names its product insulin like growth factor binding protein like 1 (gene Igfbpl1). The record is from RefSeq and is a predicted model, not a curated record. Bases 9 to 821 code for a protein of 270 amino acids. Gene Ontology annotation, biological process: regulation of cell growth; regulation of signal transduction. Gene Ontology annotation, cellular component: extracellular region. The transcript is spliced from 4 exons. Gene Ontology annotation, molecular function: insulin-like growth factor binding. NCBI's taxonomy places the organism in Eukaryota, Metazoa, Chordata, Mammalia, Rodentia, Muridae.
AGCUGGUCAUGCCGCGUCUGCUGCUCCUGCUCCUCCUGAUGCCGUCACUGGUCCGAGGCCUCGGGCUCCGCGACGCCGGCAGACGACAUCCCGAGUGCAGCCCAUGCCGGCUGGAUCGCUGUCCUGCUCCCUCGCCUUGCCCAGCGCCCUGGAUCGCCGCGCGCGACGAGUGCGGCUGCUGCGCCCGCUGCCUGGGUGCCGAGGGUGCGAGCUGCGGGGGACCGGUGGGCGCACGCUGCGGCCCUGGCCUGGUGUGUGCUAGCCGUGCCUCAGGGACGGCGCCCGAGGGCACCGGGCUCUGCGUGUGCGCGCAGCGCGGAGCCGUCUGCGGCUCCGACGGCCGCUCCUACACCAGCAUCUGCGCUCUACGUCUGCGCGCCCGGCACGCACCCCGCCAGCACCCUGGCCACUUGCACAAGGCGCGCGAUGGCCCCUGCGAGUUCGCCCCUGUGGUCCUCAUGCCACCUCGAGAUAUUCACAAUGUCACCGGGACUCAAGUGUUCCUCUCCUGUGAGGUGAAGGCUGUGCCCACCCCGGUCAUCACCUGGAGGAAGGUUGUGCGUUCUUCAGAGGGCACUGAGGGUUUGGAGGAGUUGCCAGGUGACCAUGUCAAUAUCGCUGUCCAGGUGCGAGGUGGCCCUGCUGACCAUGAGACUACAUCCUGGAUUUUGAUCAACCCUCUGAGAAAGGAAGACGAGGGAGUGUACCGCUGUCACGCAGCCAAUGCCAUUGGAGAGGCCCAGUCCCACAGCUCGGUGACGGUUCUCGACCUCAGCAGAUACAAAAGCCUCCACUCCUCGCUUCCGGCUGGCCUCCUGUGAUGA